UUGAUCCAACGGAUAUGAGCACUCUAUCAAAACAGCAUAUAAUAUAAACCCUAAUUCCCACUCUUAUAGUUCCCUCUUCGCCUCUCUAUCAGCUCCAACACUCCCACACACUAACAUCAAAAAUGCCGUUCAAGAGGUACGUUGAGAUCGGGAGAGUGGCUCUCGUUAACUAUGGGAAAGACUACGGCAAGUUGGUUGUCAUCGUUGAUGUCGUCGACCAGAGUAGAGCACUUGUUGAUGCCCCAGAUAUGAUGAGAGGCCAAAUGAACUUCAAGAGGCUUACGUUGACUGAUAUCACUAUCGACAUUCCCCGUGUUCCAAAGAAGAGGACAUUGAUUGAAGCUAUGGAGAAGGCUGAUGUCAAGACCAAAUGGGAAAAUAGCUCAUGGGGUAGAAAGCUGAUUGUCCAGAAGAGAAGGGCAUCUCUCAAUGACUUUGAUAGGUUCAAGCAAAUGUUGGCUAAGAUCAGGAGGGCCGGAGUCGUUAGGCAAGAGCUUGCUAAGCUGAAAAAGGAGAAUGUAUCUUGAAUUGAUAUUGAAUCAUGGAUUUUUCUAUUUUUGUCAUCUACAUUCUGCAGCUUCUUUUCAUGUUUUUCUUUAUAGCUA
Molecule: messenger RNA, 605 nt
Organism: Hibiscus syriacus
Lineage: Eukaryota; Viridiplantae; Streptophyta; Magnoliopsida; Malvales; Malvaceae
Product: 60S ribosomal protein L14-2-like
Exons: 5
Coding region: 123-527 (134 amino acids)
Biological process (GO): translation; ribosomal large subunit biogenesis
Cellular component (GO): cytosolic large ribosomal subunit; ribosome
Molecular function (GO): structural constituent of ribosome; RNA binding
Source: RefSeq, a predicted model, not a curated record